Molecule: messenger RNA, 1926 nt
Organism: Megalops cyprinoides (Indo-Pacific tarpon)
Lineage: Eukaryota; Metazoa; Chordata; Actinopteri; Elopiformes; Megalopidae
Gene: cnga1b
Product: cyclic nucleotide gated channel subunit alpha 1b
Exons: 7
Coding region: 1-1926 (641 amino acids)
Biological process (GO): monoatomic cation transmembrane transport
Cellular component (GO): intracellular cyclic nucleotide activated cation channel complex; plasma membrane
Molecular function (GO): cGMP binding; intracellularly cAMP-activated cation channel activity; intracellularly cGMP-activated cation channel activity
Source: RefSeq, a predicted model, not a curated record
AUGUCAUCUAAGAUCAAUACACACUGCACCCAUCUGAUCCCUCCUCGGACAAUUGUGCCGGACAAAGCCGAAGACAUAGCCUGUGGGGAGGACAAUGUUAAUAAAAAAUCCGAUUGUCGUCCUGGCCCAGGGGUUCUAUUUAAUGUGAACAACAGCAAUAAUAAUGACGAUGAGAAAAAGGAAAAAAAGGAGAAAAAAGAAAAAAAGGACAAAAAGGAAAAGAAAGAGAAGAAGAAAAAGAAGAAAGAAGAGAAAGAAAAGCAGGAAAAAGAAAAAGAGAAAGAAAAGGAAAAAGAGAAAGAGAAGGAGAAAAAGGAGCCGCCCAAGGAAAUCUAUGUUAUUGACCCAGCGGGUAACACGUACUACCAUUGGCUGUUUAUCAUCACCAUGCCUGUGAUGUAUAACUGGAUCUUAAUCAUUGCCAGAGCAUGUUUUGAGGAGUUACAACGUGAAUACCUGACCUUUUGGUUCAUCGUAGACUUUGUAUCAGAUAGCAUAUACCUGGCUGACAUGGUAUUCCGGACAAGAACAGGAUAUCUGGAGCAAGGCUUGCUGGUCAAAGAUGAGCAGAAGCUGCGAGAUCGAUACAUGCAAAGUUUGCAAUUUAAAUUAGACCUGGUGUCCAUGAUACCGACUGACAUUUUUUACUUGAAGUUUGGAGUCAGCUAUCCAGAAAUCCGUCUGAACAAGCUGUUCCGAGUGAACCGCAUGUUUGAGUUCUUCCAGCGAACAGAGACAAGGACCAAUUUUCCAAACGUCUUUCGGAUCUCCAACCUUGUCAUGUACAUCGUGAUCAUCAUCCACUGGAAUGCCUGUCUCUACUUUUCCUUCUCCAAGGCCAUUGGGUUUGGAUCAGACACCUUUGUGUACCCCAACAUUUCUCACCCUGAGUUUGGCCGUCUAGUCAGAAAGUAUGCCUACAGUCUAUACUGGUCUACCCUGACCCUGACCACCAUUGGUGAAACCCCUCCUCCUGUGAAGAACUCAGAAUAUUUCUUUGUAGUCUUCGACUUCCUGGUGGGCGUGUUGAUUUUUGCUACCAUCGUUGGUAACGUCGGCUCCAUGAUUUCCAACAUGAAUGCUGCCAGAGCGGACUUCCAGGCCAGGAUAGAUGCCAUCAAGCAGUACAUGUCCUUCCGAAAGGUCACCAAGGACUUGGAGAAAAGAGUCAUCAAGUGGUUUGACUACCUGUGGACAAACAAGAAAGCGGUGGACGAGAGGGAGGUGCUCAAAUAUCUGCCAGACAAGCUGAGGGCCGAGAUUGCCAUCAACGUCCACCUGGACACUCUUAAGAAAGUACGCAUCUUCGCCGACUGCGAAGCAGGUCUGCUGGUCGAGCUGGUGCUGAAGCUUCGGCCACAGGUCUUCAGCCCGGGGGAUUACAUCUGCAAAAAGGGUGACAUCGGGAGAGAAAUGUACAUUAUCAAAGAAGGGAAGCUGGCUGUGGUAGCUGAUGACGGCAUCACACAGUUUGUGGUUCUCAGUGAUGGAAGCUACUUUGGUGAGAUCAGUAUUCUGAACAUCAAGGGUAGUAAGGCUGGCAACCGCAGAACGGCCAACAUCCGCAGUAUUGGUUACUCUGACCUCUUCUGCCUCUCCAAGGACGACCUGAUGGAGGCCCUGACGGAAUACCCAGAUGCCAAGGCCAUGCUGGAGGAAAAGGGAAGGCAAAUCCUGAUGAAAGACGGUCUGCUGGACCUGGAGAUUGCCGGGCAGGGGCCUGACCCUAAGGACAUGGAAGAGAAGGUGAUCAGGAUGACCAGCACCCUGGAGGUCCUGCAGAUUAAAUACGCCCGGCUGGUGGCUGAACAUGAGGCCACACAGAUUAGACUCAAGCAGCGCCUUGCAAAGCUGGAGAAGAAGAUAGUAGACUCUGGGGGGGUGAUCCUAUCUGAGAUGGUGGAACAAGAGGGAGAGAAGAAAUAG